Ruditapes philippinarum (Manila clam) is the source of this 550-nucleotide messenger RNA. Its product is annotated as probable T4-type lysozyme 1. Gene Ontology annotation, biological process: cell wall macromolecule catabolic process; peptidoglycan catabolic process. Lineage: Eukaryota; Metazoa; Mollusca; Bivalvia; Venerida; Veneridae. Gene Ontology annotation, molecular function: lysozyme activity. The record is from RefSeq and is a predicted model, not a curated record.
CAUAUGCAUCUGCGGAAAAGAGAUUUUUAAACAACUAUGCAUGCGGAAUAACUUCAACCAUUGCUGAUUCCAUUAAGGCCCAGUUGAAGAUCGACGAAGGUUAUAAGACAGUUAUUUACAGGGACAGUAAGGGAUAUCUUACUUUUGGAAUUGGACAUCUGAUCACUCACAACGACCCCGAGUACGGGAAGCCAGCGGGAACACACGUGAGCACCUCUCGCAUCGACAGCGUCUUCCAGUCAGAUGUCACAGCUGCUAUAAAUACCUUCCAUUCCAUCUUCCCUCACUGCUCGAGUUUACCAAGAGAAGUGAAGGAAAUCAUUGUAAACAUGGCGUUCAAUCUUGGUGGAGGAUUACGUAAUUUCCAUAACUUUAUUUCAGCUGUCAAUAGUCAUAACUGGAGCAAGGCUGCUGAUGAGAUGGUGAACAGUGCAUGGUACCGCCAAGUUGGAAACAGGUCUGUGAGACUUGUUGCAAGAAUGAGAGCCGUUUAAAUUUACUUAAAAACUGUAUUAUUUUUGCAGCUGAUGACUUGUGUUUAACCUUGAUU